ACGUAGCUAAGAGAGUAAUGACGUUUUAUAAUGGUUACGCAUUGAUAAUGCUCAAAAAUACGCAUACCUUUCUUUGUUUGUUUGUUUGUUGGUGGCAUUUUUUUCUUUCGUGGUUUAUGUCACAUCGACGGUGAUAAUUAAUAAAUCACAAAGCAGAACUCCGUUCAUUCCACUGCACUGCUCGGCGAGCACUGAGCUACCACUGCAACGGAAUUCCCAGAGCCAAUUUCCUGGUGCGAACUUUGAAUCCGGUGUUGCAGGAGUCCGUGGCAUUGCACACUUCAACAUGAAGUACCUUAUUCUGUUGACGACAUUUGUUCUUGCCUGCCAGCUUGUGAAAGGCGCCGGCCAUAUUCCUCAGGCCAUAGUGUACUGCAAUGACGAUCACACUGUAGACAUAAAAAUAGAGAACGUGGAUGAUGUUAAUGAGUGGAACGCGAGUGAAUGGCGACUACAGAACAAUCCCGCAUGCGACCCAACAUUAGAUGUUGACGGCGAGAUGGUCAAUUACGAAAACCUGACGCUACCUGAUUGUUCAUUUACCUCGACUCAGUACCCUGAUCACAUCAAAUACAUUCUGAAAAUCAUUGCUACAAAGCCUAACCCAGGUGGUACCCAACAAUUGCGGGCUUACGAUCACCUCUACUAUGUGUCGUGUGAAUACGACAACCAAAACAGGUCAAUGGCAAGUUUUGUACCGAUCGUGAACCGUAAUGACAAUGACACAGGCAACGCAUUCUUCACCUUUUCGCUCCAAGCCUACCCUUACGCCAACCACACUGGUGUUGUGCCCAAUCCAAUUGAACUGGAUCAGUACUUGUAUUUCAAAGUUUAUGUCGACACUCAGAGCGCUAACCCCAACCUUGAUCUCUUCAUCGUAAAAUGCUUUUCUUCGUCGAGUGCCGAUCCCGCAAAUGCGAAUGCGAAUAACUUUGACCUAAUAGUGGACGGUUGUGGUAAUAACACUGUGAGCCAAGACUUGGACGAUACAUUGUUCCACAACUGUACAGAUGACAGCAUCAAAGAGACCUUCAGGUUCAAGACGUAUCGGUACUUUGGGUUUCCAGAGAGUUCCAAGGUCUACAUCCACUGUGAACUGAGAGUUUGCCUGGCUGAUCAAGCUAAUUCAGCAUGCGAGUGCCCGUCACGUGACCAAUGCGAUCCUGCUAACCGUAAGAGGCGUUCACUUGAGGAUGUGGUGGAUGAAGCUCAGGUUUAUCGCGUUACAUCCGGUCCUUUUAUUUUUGAGAGCGAAGACGAAGAACAGCAGCCAGAAUUCAACGAAGAGGAAGGUGAAGCUGACGACCAAGAAGGGUCCCAGGCUUUCUCGACCAAUUUGGUUGUUAUCGUGGUGGUCAGCGGUGUUGUCGCGGUAGCCGUCUGCGCAACCAUCUUCUUUGUCGUGCGCAGUCGCAACAAGCGCCAACAACAUGGCGAUGUGAGUAUUCCCACAUGAAGCCCAUAUUGGAACGCCGCCGGGUCUUUCGAAGGAGCUGUAUUAAACUAAAGCACACGUGGAAGAGACACUAGUAAAUUUCUCAUAACGAAACUUAGAACUUGUUCUAAGUGCGCAUGAUACAGUUAGCAAAUUUCGCGCUAAAUGCUGAUGUUGAUAGUUUCAAAUCAAGCAAAAAAA
Messenger RNA from Orbicella faveolata, 1636 nucleotides. RefSeq names its product zona pellucida glycoprotein D-like. The record is from RefSeq and is a predicted model, not a curated record. NCBI's taxonomy places the organism in Eukaryota, Metazoa, Cnidaria, Anthozoa, Scleractinia, Merulinidae.